AAAGACGCCCGGCUAGAGGGAAAAGAAUGAGUUUGCGCAUGCGCCGACCUAGUACGACUUCCUCGGCUGAUUGAAAGUGGAGGGGCGCCGCUCGCUUUUAAAGGGACAGUAGCCUCGAUAUUCGAGAAGGGUUUUGAAAGGAGGGGGAGUCGGUGGAAGCUGGAGGCAACAGCAGGACUGAGGGCUGAACAUGGUCAUCUGCUCCCUGCUGGGCUCCCUACGUGUUUGUCUGGAGCGACACCCACCUCUGGUCACCUUCUUCUUCUGCCUUCUUUCACUGGCUGUUGCCUUUAUUGGUUUUGCUGUCUACAUCCAGUCACACGAGGUUCAGAAUCCUGAUGUCAAAGAGGACUGGAACUCUCUGCUACAGUCUUUGGCUCAGUUAAUGUUCUGUGUCCCAAAUAAGACUCAGGAAAAUGCCUCACCACCACCUCCUUCUGCAACCAUUGCUGAGUCUCACACUACCGUCUCCGUCAUGGUUGGCUUCUCCUUUGACCUCCACAAUGGCACAGACCCUCCUAAUGGUACCCACCUAAGCCUGACGGUUAGUGGAACAGAAUUAGGUCUGAAAGGUCCUGAUGUUCAGGAGGCAAUUCAUGUCUUGGCUGUCAUCAUGAACUCCAUAUCCCGGGAGAGCUGCCUUAGCAUCACUGCACCUUUGUCCCUUCUCCCCAAAACAAGACAGCCACACACAUGUGUGAUAGAGGAGAGGGACAUGCAUCUACAAGAGCCAGGGAUUUGCUACCAAUCACAUUACCAAACUAAUCCUGCCCUGUCCAGUAUGCUGGACCAGGCUGAUCGUGCCCUCUGCAGCCAGCGUCUUCUGUUGACCGGGGCUUUUCUACUCUGCCUCUGUGCCAUGCUGUGUUGUGCAGCUGGUCUGUGUUAUCCACUACCAAGAGAGAAGCGAGGACAAAUCUAAGUGGAUCCAGCCAAUUCCACACCCUGCAUUCCAUAUUCUAGAUAACCCAGAUACACCAGCAAUUUGACCUCAUUUUCCUAAGAAACUGAAUCACGGAACACUCUCCAUACUGUGAAUCUAAAGCUAGCUUGCAUAGAGAUGGUGUGAUUGCAAUGCAACUAUAACAGGAUCAUGGUUCACUGUGAGGACUGGAUGAAAGGGAAUUAUGUAAUAAAUUAGAUACAAAAAUAAA
Messenger RNA from Anolis sagrei ordinatus, 1154 nucleotides. It is a transcript of the gene TMEM219, whose product is annotated as transmembrane protein 219. Lineage: Eukaryota; Metazoa; Chordata; Lepidosauria; Squamata; Anolidae. The record is from RefSeq and is a predicted model, not a curated record.